Molecule: messenger RNA, 2975 nt
Organism: Hypanus sabinus (Atlantic stingray)
Lineage: Eukaryota; Metazoa; Chordata; Chondrichthyes; Myliobatiformes; Dasyatidae
Product: growth/differentiation factor 15-like
Exons: 2
Coding region: 3-1118 (371 amino acids)
Biological process (GO): SMAD protein signal transduction
Cellular component (GO): extracellular region
Molecular function (GO): cytokine activity; growth factor activity
Source: RefSeq, a predicted model, not a curated record
GAAUGUUUAUGCACACCCCGCACACGCUCAGGUAUGCUGCAACCUGCCUCCUCUUAUUCUCCACCACAUGUGUCGAUCUGAGACCUCACGAAAGGCACCGAAAAUGGUUGCAGCUUGAAGCUGUGAAGAGAGGGAUCCUGGAUUACCUGGGAUUGGAGCAGCCCCCCGUGAUCAGCAGGAGUGUGAGUAGGGAGGAGGAGGAGAGGAUGUACCAGCUCUUCCUGCGGAACAGCAGCAGCAGCAAACUGGGGCGUUCGGCCGAACCUGUCACAACACUUCAUGUCAUUCCUGUGCUGGUUGAAGGAACUGGAGAGAGCGGAGUGACAUCUUCGAAAGAGGGAGACUUUGAUCAGAGACUCACUUUCUGCUUCUCCAACAGUUCGGACAUUUAUCCAGGUUUGAGGGUUGUCCGGGCUGAAUUAAAACUCUUCAAACGUCUCCUCAUUAGCAAGUCCCUCAGGAGGUUAAGUUCCAGUUCCAGGAGAUGGGUUAAAGUGUAUGAGAUAUUGGAGCCCACCAGCCCAGGUGGAGAACUUGCUUAUCAGCUGCUGGAUUCCAAGGCUCUGGGCCCUUGGCCCACCGUCAAUGUCAGCCUCAAUGUCCGGCCACUGAUUGAGCGCUGGAUGGGCAGUGGUCAGCAACAGGUCCGAGUGCAGCUCCGGUUCCACCCUCCCCAUCCUGAUAAUCCGGUGCUCGAUCUGGGCUCUGACACCAGGGAUUACCUCAGCUUGGAGGUUGAGACCCAGGAGGUGCCAAGUGCCACGAGGGAGCGGCGCGCUGCCAGCUCCGGGGAGGACUGUCGGAGGAGGCAGAAGAAUUGCUGCCGCAAAUCUCUCAGGGUGUCGUUUAAGGAGAUCGGAUGGAGUGACUGGAUCAGGGCUCCCGAGUCCUAUAACAUGUACAACUGCGGAGGCACCUGUCCGGCAAACUACAAGCCAGCCAACAUGCACGCCAUGAUUAAAUCCGCCAUGCACCAGCUGUCCGGAGGAGCCAGUCCAGCACUCUGCUGUAUUCCUGCAGCCUACGAACCCAUGACUCUGCUGCAUUAUAGCAGCGAGGGCACACUCACACUCACCGCCUUCGAGGGGAUGAUCGUCACCAAUUGUCACUGCUCUUAAUCUCCUUCCGAGUCCACCAGCUUCCCAUCUCUCCAACUCACCCUUCAAUGUCUGUCAGCACACCAUUAAGUGGCUGUCAAAGUCCAGCUCACUGCCAAGUCCAUCACUGGACAGUUCAAUAUCCAAUGUCCAUCUCACUGCCAAGUCCGUCACUGGACAGUCCAAUAUCCAAUGUCCAUCUCACUGCCAAGUCCAUCACUAGACAGUUCAAUAUCCAAUGUCCAUCUCACUGCCAAAUCCAUCACUGGACAGUCCAAUAUCCAAUGUCCAUCUCACUGCCAAGUCCGUCACUGGACAGUCCAAUAUCCAAUGCCCAGCAUACUGCCAAGUCCAUCACUAGACAGUUCAAUAUCCAAUGUCCAUCUCACUGCCAAGUCCAUCACUGGACAGUCCAAUAUCCAAUGCCCAGCAUACUGCCCAGUGCCUAACUCAAUGCCUAGAUCACCACUAAAAGCUAAGUGCCCAGUCCAGAAUCCAUUAGUUCACUGUCAAGCUGAGUGCCCACUGUCCUUUCAAAGAGAUGAAAGGUUAGCUUUAUUUGGCACAUGUGUAUCGAAACACAGUGAUAAGGAUCAUUUGUGCCAAUGACCAACAUACCUGAGGAUGUGUUAGGGACAGCCCACAAGGAUCGCUCCUUCGUAACAUGCCCACAACUUACUAACCCUAACCUGUAUGCAUAUGGACUGUGGGAGGAAAUCAGAACACCUGGAUGAAAUCCACACGGCUGCGGGGAGAGCGUGCAAACUCCUUACAGAAAGCAGCGGGGUUUCAAUCCCGAUCGAUUUUACAACUGGCACUGUAAAGCAUUGCGCCAGCUGUAUGUUACCAUGCCACCUAACGUCCAGUGCCCAACUCACUGUCCAGGACUGUCAGUAUCCAGUCCCAAAUAUUUAACUCCAUCUCAGCUAACUAACUACCUGUCCAAACUGUGGGUAAAGGGACCGAUUGGGGUCAAUCCUAGACUCAUCGAGCCAUGUAACUAGUGACAGGCCCUUCGGCCCCCACACCCACGCUAACAUUUUUGCCCAUCUAUUCUAUUUUCCUUUGCCCACAUUAGGGCCAUGUCUUUCUAAGCCUUCCUUAUAGUGGUGUCUUAAAUUCUGUAAUUGUAUCUGAUUCCUUUGGCAAUCCCUUCCCGACAUCAGCCACCCUAUGCGAAAUAAAACCUUCUCCCAGAUCCCCCUUUCAAACCCCUUCCUCCUGCCUCCUCUUGCGUUUGAAACUUCAGCCAUGGGGCCGGAUAAUGACGACCAUCCCCCCUAUCGGCACGUUUAUUUUCCACAUACACAUUGAAACGGUUCGCCUGUGUCAGCGACCGAUCAGUCUGAGGGUGUGCUUGGCCUGCCCCGAAGUGUUGCCACACUUCAAAGAUCAAAGUCCAGUCAGUAUCAAUGCAUGCUAUGUACAACCUUGAGACCUGUCUCCUUACAGUCAGUCAGAAAACAAAAAGACCCAAAAGAACCUGGAGAAAAAACGGUUCUAACACAGCACGCCCACAACUUAGUAACCCAUACAUUUGCUAGUGGGAAGACACUUGAGCAUCCAAAGGAGAUCCAUGUGGUCGCAGGGAGAAGGUACAAACUUCGGGGCAACGGUGGGAAUUUAACCUGCAGGUGCUGUAAACCAUUAUGCUAACCACUAUGCUGCUGUGCCACCCCUCAUUAAUUUACAUACUGCUAACAGGUCACCCCCUCCGCCACCCCAGUCUCCCUUGUUCCAGCCUAUCCAAUCUCUCCUGAUAACUUCUCUAAACCCAGCAAUAUCUCUUUGGGACACUUAAACCACCCAAAAAUAACCCAUUUGAUUGGUCUUUCAAUCAUCUUACAGAUGAUUGGCUGCAAGGCUUUACCACAUAAC